AUGAGAGGAACACUGGAACACAGUUUCGGUGUGUCUCCAGCUUCAGAUCUACCUCUGAUGGAUCAAGCUGCAGAUGAUGUGGACCUGUGUAAGGGACAUUGCAAUGCUUGUAUCGAGACCCAAAUUAAGCAUGCCAUCUUGAUAGGUGUUCGAGAUGAAGAGACCAAACAACGUCUUUUAGAGAUGAAAUCUGAGGCCACCCUUGAUGACGCAAUAACUGUGUGUAGGUCUCGUGAGGCUGCUGAGUCUACCACUCAAGAACUACGCCCAUUGCAACCAGCUAGAAGGGCAGUGUCACAUAUCAAGAAGAAGUGUCCCGCUUCUACUAGCGCCUGCCGUACCUGUGGCAAAGUAGGCCACUUUGCCAGCCGUUGUCAGUCAUCAAAGAAGAAACUGACACUAACCCUACAAGGGAAUGUUCUCUUGGUUUCCCAAGAUUCACGCAGCAUAGCCAAAAUCUGCGCGGUUGAAACUGAAUCCCGUGUAGGCCCUGCAUCUCUGACAAUUAGAUUAGUGCAGUCAGGAGGCUCUUCAGCAUAUGUGGACUGCAUACCAGACACAGGAUCUGACACGACCGUCAGGGAUGUUACCCUUCUCGAGUCUCUAGGAUUAACCAUAGACAACCUGGACACCUCUACAGACUUCGGAUUGAAUAAUCCUGAUGGGUUGCAUAUGAACUGUAUUGUCCUUGGAUCAUUAUAUGCUAGCAUGACGUAUGGUGUAGUCACCAUACAGGUGCCACCCCAGGAAGCCACAUGCCACCAGCCAGGCCCACCUAUUCCAUCACAACGGUUCUCUUUACAUCCACCACGACCUCCUCCACUCUCGGCAUCCCCAGGUGAGGCGAAGCAGUUUUUCCUGCGAGAAUUUUCAGAUGUUCUCAUAACGAAGGAAGAUUUCCGACGAGAUAGGAAGCUCAAGGUGAUGUGUGGACCCCCUAUGAGGAUCUUUGUAAAGGACGAUGCCAAACCUGUGCACACACCUCGAGUCAUUCCCCUUGCCUGGCAGGAUGAUGUCAAGACAGAGUUGGACUCCAUGUGCUCCGUCCUGCCCAUCCCUCACCAACGCCUCAUGUUGCUGAACGUCGUAUCAACCCAAAGGCACGGUACUUUUCCACAUUGGAUGCCUUAUUUCGACUAUGGCAAAAUACCUUUAGAGGAGCAAGAUCAACAUUUAACAACAUUCAUCACCCCUUAUGGUUGCUUCUGCUUUUGUCGUGGACCCAUGGGCUUCGCGGCCACAGGUGACGAGUAUUGCCAUCGAGGUGACAUAGCCCUCGAUGGAGUGCAGCAGUAUGUAAAGGUGGUAGACGACGUCCUUCUAUGGGAUGAGAACUAUGCAUCCCACCUACAGCACGUACAAGUUCUUCUGAGAUGCUGUGCACAUGGCAUUACUAUGAACGCUGACAAGUUCGUGUUCACAGCACCUAAAGUGUCAUUCUGUGGGUAUAUCCUGUCAGGGAAUGGAAUUGCAGCUGAAGAAGAGAAGGACCGUGCCAUUGCUGAAUUCCCAAAGCCAGCUAACCUGACAGACCUCCGAUCAUUUAUGGGCUUAGUGAACCAACUGGCCGAGUUCACCCCUGCUAUCGCUGAGUCUGCAGAAGUUUUACGUCCCCUCAUGAGUCCCAAGCAUGCCUUCAUAUGGACUCCUGACCAUGAUGCAGCAUUUAGCCGUGUGAAGAAAGCCCUGUCACAACCACCUAUUCUCGCCCAUUUCGAACCAACACUCAAAACCAUACUUCAGACAGAUGCUUCCCACCUGUAUGGUGUAGGUUAUGCUUUGUUGAAAGAACAUAACCCUGAAGAAUGGCGAUUAGUUCAGUGUGUUUCCCGGUUUCUCGCAGAUGUGGAGACAAGAUAUGCCACAAUUGAUUGGAACUAG
Messenger RNA from Penaeus monodon (black tiger shrimp), 1881 nucleotides. RefSeq lists its product as uncharacterized. The transcript is spliced from 5 exons. Bases 1 to 1881 code for a protein of 626 amino acids. NCBI's taxonomy places the organism in Eukaryota, Metazoa, Arthropoda, Malacostraca, Decapoda, Penaeidae. Gene Ontology annotation, molecular function: zinc ion binding; nucleic acid binding. The record is from RefSeq and is a predicted model, not a curated record.